Molecule: messenger RNA, 1554 nt
Organism: Trichomonas vaginalis G3
Lineage: Eukaryota; Parabasalia; Trichomonadida; Trichomonadidae
Exons: 1
Coding region: 1-1554 (517 amino acids)
Source: RefSeq, a predicted model, not a curated record
AUGAGUGAUGAAGAAUUUGAUAAUCAAGUUGAGCAGGCAGUUCAAGUUUUAGAACAGAACAAUAUAGAGAAAAUAGUUAUAAAUGGCCUGCAGCUAUUAGUUUUCAUGAAAUCCGUAUCAGAUUCCGUUGUUUUGUCGAAAUAUUUUUCGAAAUUAAUGGGUUACUUCACGGCACUUUCAAAAUUCCUGAAGAAUACAAAUAUACCACGUGAAGUGAUUCAGAAGGGACUCGAGAUGUCGCUCUCUUGUAACUUUUUGACGCCAAGAUUAUACAUGGCAUAUUUUUUUGCAAUUGCAGCUGAAGAUUAUGAAUCCCUUGAAGAACUGUCACAAAUGAUUACCAUGGUAGGACAUCCGUUGCGUGCAAUUUAUCUCAGAUAUACUUAUAUUUACUUUUAUCCUCAAAACUUUGUCACAUUUCAAAAAUUCCUUACAUCCAACUUUACUGAAAUGAUAAACUUUUAUAACGAGAUCGAUUUCCACGAUGAUUACUCAAAUGAAGCCAUAAUAAGUUAUAUCACGACAAACAUUUCUCUAGGCUUGUACAACAUUACCAACAGAUACCAGAAAGCUCAGUUCUUCCUGGAAUCCACGAUUAAUCAAAAAGAAAGGCUUUUAACCGAUUCUAUUUUUUAUAUUACGAUUACAAAUCUAUCUGGCGAAGAAAUAGAGCCAAUAUACAAUACAAUUGAGAAGUACCUUAAAAAUACUUCAUUAUCCAGUGAAAAACUUAAAUCUUGUUAUUAUAUCAUCCAAACAACGAGUAUUCCAUCAGAAGUCUACAAUUUCCUUUCGUCUACUGAAUACAUAAACAAUUGCCGUGACCAGCUGUUCAAAAGAGCCUUGGAAUUGAACGAUGAAGAACUUCUUUUGAAAAUUGCUAAGAGAUGGCAAUCAGAAAACAUAUUACGACCAUUGGUUAAUCAUCUCGGAUACAAGAAAUUGAUUUCUGACGACUUAAUUCCUAAAAACAACGCUGAAUUUUUGUCAUGGUUUAUUGAUUCGUUCCAAAAGUACAUGGAGCCAAAAGAGAUACGCCAACUGAUAGAGAAUUAUUUAAUAUCAAGGCCUGAACAACUAGAUAACGCCUUACUUUUAGUUGCAAAGCGAGGAUUUGAAUUUUCAAAUUUAAUUUUUUCAAAACCUUUCGUUUUUAGCAGCACUGAGAUGCUUAAUCUUUGUCUAGAUGGCUGCAAUGAUCGAAAGACCAUAGAAGAAUACGUAAAUCGUUCAUCUUCGACGAUAUCAGCAAAAGAACGUCAGAAAAUCAAAGAAAGCCAUGGAAUAAUAUCAUCAAACUUCGACCCGCAGCUUAGUGAUAGUAAUUUGUCUCUAAUUGAUAACGUUGACUUGUAUAUGAGUUUGCUUUUGAGAAAGGAUCCAAAUACUAACCAAUUGUUGCAUUCCAUUCGAACUAUAUUUAAUAUUGCUAAGGAAUAUCCUGCUUUCAUCCUUACAACUCAAGAAAAAAUUAUUGAAUGGAAAUCUAUCCUUGAAACACUCAAUUUGGAAAACAAUGACCUCCUGGAUUACAUAAAUAAGCUGUUGGCAUAA